AUGGCCGACGCCUUGCAAACUCUUUUCCGCAGGUCUCUGCCUGAGGAAAUCUCUGAACACCUGAAGGAACGACUUUCGGAGCUGGAAUCUGGAGACUUUUCCGCCCUUCUACAAUCGAAAGAUGCACAAGAACUUCUUGGAUACACACCAAAUUCGGAACUGGAUGAAACAAGACUGAAGGAUUGUGCGACAUGGAACGAAUUCAUCUCGAUUCGUCUCGGCAAGAUCCUCGCCAAAGACCAAGAGAAUGCAAAGUACAAGCAAAGUCUUCUCUUCAUUGUUGGAUAUGCUGCUCUGCUCGCUUUCCUGCAGUCCAACGCUACUGGUCCUCCUCUUCCUUUCACACCUUCAAAAACCGUCUUACCGCAGAACGUGGCUGAGGAUAAGCAGCAAGUAAUUGCUUUGCGCCGCCAGCUGAUCGACAGCCUUUCAAUCGACGGUAUUGCAGCAUACAGAUUGACGCCGAAUAUCGAACUACUCUGCCUGGCAAAUGUGAUCAUCAGCAAUCCGGAUAUUCUCGAGAAUAUCUCGGUCUCAAGGUGGGCUAAACUGAGAGUGACUUUCAUGCACCAGAGGCUGUUGUCAGAAGACUGCGGAACACUGCAGGACAGAAUUUUCGCAGAUAUCGAUGCAGUACAGGAGAAAUUCUUCGACAGCUCGCUCAAGAACAAAUCAAAGGCUAGUUACGACGAUGCAAAGGUUGAAUUUUUGCUCGAGCGUGCCAGCAUCGAGACUUUCUAUGGUCUAGAUAAAAAGGCCAGAAGUGAUCUGGAUGCGGCAGUAGCUGAGCAAGAGUUCCAAUUCGCCUUGACUGGUAUCUUGGGAAGGAGAACCAAGUUCCAACAGCACGAUGUCAGUCAGCUGGUCGUGCUUGCCAAGAGUGCACGCGAUGCAGAGGAUGCCAAAGAUGUGAAAUCGGUAGAGGCUCAGCAAACGGAAGGUGCCACGGGCGGCCCCAAGAACUUGGAUCUCAACGACGAUACCCUCUUGGAGAACAUCUCCUUCACGGAGAAGCCGACACUCAACUUGGAUGUACAGACCAAGGAAUCUUUGCCACCGGCAUUAGCUGAACUGGAUCCCUCAGACCAGCCAAAGCUAUUACCAUUGGACUCGAUCAUCUUGCUCGCUCUUGCAUCCUCUAUCACAAACACAUCACCUGCAAACGGUCUUACGAGAGAAGAAACUCUGCCAUAUGCCACUCGUGUUUUGGAAGGUGGCAGCUCGAACUGGCAGGUCUACACUCAGGGUCUGCUCGUCCGCAGCAGAAUGGAGGGAUACAGAUCUAGAACCAUCGAACGUGGUCUGUUGCAAUUGCAAGCAGUUGUCGAUCAAGUCAUUGCCGAUACUACAGAGACACCCGCAGAUGGCAGCACGGAUGUAACGGCUACCAGCUUCUUGCGCAAGGGAGAAAGUGAGGACUCGGCUCCAGCUUCUGAGAGAUUACGAUACAUCUUCCAGAUUGCUGCUCCUACUCGAUGGGAGUUGGAGGGAGAGCUGGCUCAAAGAUGGGUUACUCUUGGUGGUCUUCGCUCAGCACUCGACAUCUAUAUUCGCUUGGAGAUGUGGGCCGAAGCUGCACUAUGUUACGCAGCCACUGAGAAGGAGGAGAUCGCAAAGCGAAUGGUGCGCCGUCAACUCUACCAUGCCACCAACAACGGAGACGAGGAUAAUGCUGGAGACGAAGAAACUUGGGAAGGAUCUGAGAGGCAGCCAGCACCGACUGAUGCAGCACGUUUGUACUGUAUCCUCGGUGACCUUGACCAAGAUGUUUCUAUGUAUGAGAAGGCCUGGGAAGUCUCAGGCCAGCGUUACGCGCGUGCCCAAAGAUCCUUGGGUCGCAUGUACAUUGGCCAACGCGACAUGGUCAAGGCUGCAGAUGCAUAUGCUAAGAGCUUGAGAGCGAAUCAGCUAAACCAUACUUCGUGGUUUUCCAUGGGCUGCUGCUUGUUGGAACUUGCAGAGUUUGAAAAGGCUGCCGAAGCCUUCUCCCGUACGGUUCAGCUUGAAGAGACGGAUGCAGAAGCAUGGAGCAAUUUGGCUGCUGCCCUACUCAAGAACCAAGCCCCUACUGCCAACAACGAAACUGCUGCGCCAGCAGUCGAGCUUGCCGAAGACGAGGAUGAGUCUAUGGCUCCUCAGCCCAAGAAGGCUGAUCCUCAACAGAACAAGAAGGACGCGCUUCGCGCACUCAAGCGUGCUGCUACCCUCAAACACGACAGCCAUCGCAUCUGGGAGAAUCUUCUCAUCGUUGCCGCCUCUCUCUCACCUCCCGACUACGACACAGUAUUGACAGCUCAACGCCACAUCAUCGACCUCCGCUCAAAGACAAACGGCGAGUCUUGCAUCGACGUCGAAAUCAUGGAACACAUGAUCCGCCACGUCGUCGUCUUGAACGACGAAUACGACCCAGCGAAACCCGGUUUCGAGCGUCUGUUGGUCGAACUGUUUGACAAGAAGAUCGUGCCGCUCAUUACUUCCUCUCGCGAAUUGUGGCAGUUGUACGCCAAACUCUGCAUCUGGCGCAAGAAGCCAUCCACCGCAUUAGAUGCCAAUGAAAAGGCAUGGAGAGCAGUGAGCAGUGCACCUGGCUGGGAGACCGAGAGCGAAGACCGCUGGAAUGUCGUUGUGGAUGCGACAAUAGACUUGUGCGAUGCUUACGAGAGUUUGGGACAGAUGGAAAAGACAGAGGGCAUGGCUGCUGGAAGCGGUGCGUUGGUUGCCAAGGACUGGAAGUUCAAGGCUAGAAGUGCGAUUAGAUCUAUUAUGGGCAAAGGAAAGGAUUGCUGGGAAGAUACUGAUGGGUGGGAGAGAUUGAAGGAGGCACUUGAUGGGUUGCGUGGUUGA
This is a messenger RNA of Aureobasidium namibiae CBS 147.97, 2844 nucleotides long. RefSeq names its product TPR-like protein. Gene Ontology annotation, molecular function: protein binding. The record is from RefSeq and is a predicted model, not a curated record. Bases 1 to 2844 code for a protein of 947 amino acids. The transcript has a single exon. Lineage: Eukaryota; Fungi; Ascomycota; Dothideomycetes; Dothideales; Saccotheciaceae.